Molecule: messenger RNA, 2220 nt
Organism: Homarus americanus (American lobster)
Lineage: Eukaryota; Metazoa; Arthropoda; Malacostraca; Decapoda; Nephropidae
Product: putative nuclease HARBI1
Exons: 3
Coding region: 73-1308 (411 amino acids)
Source: RefSeq, a predicted model, not a curated record
UGCUUAAUUAAAAAAUUAUUGAGGCCCCGUGUGCAUUCAGCUGACUACAUUAAAGGAACAAGAUAUGAAGAUAUGGCGUCUCCACUCAGUGACGAUGAACUGAACCUGUUGGGCUUGUGUGUUGUGGCUCUGUCCAGAAAAAAGAAAAAGAUCACAAGAAAGCGAUGGGCAAAGAAUUGCUUUCUCAGAAGAGAACAACUUACAAAUACUGCUCUUCUGAGUGAAAUGAGAGUAGAGCCUGGAGACUUGUUUAAAUAUCUGAGGAUGGAUGAAGGUACAUAUUUUCAACUUUUGUCACUGGUUACUCCAAUGAUAGAAAAACAAGAUACAUGCAUGAGGAGAGCAAUAACACCUCAUGAAAGACUGUCAGCUACAUUAAGGUUUCUAGCUAGUGGACAAUCCUAUGAAGAUUUGAAAUCUUCGGUUGCAAUCUCUUCCUCGGCACUCAGUCAGAUUAUUCCUGAAACUUGCCUCGCAAUUUGGAAUACAUUAAAAAAGGAUUUUAUGAAAUUUCCAGACAGUGAAGAUGAAUGGAAACAAAUAGCCAAUGAAUACCAUGAAAAGUGGAACUUCCCAAAUUGCUUGGGAGCUGUGGGUGGAAAACAUGUGGCAAUAGUUCCACCAAAUGGAGCUGGCUCUGACUACUUCAACUACAGAGGAAGUCAUAGCUUAGUGCUAAUGGCGAUUGUCAAUGCCAAAUACGAGUUCAUUAUGUGUGAUUUUGGAACCAAUGGACAUGUGCCCGAUGGUGGAGUGAUGGAAAAUACAGCAUUUUAUAGGAGACUGUGUGACAAUAACUUGAAAAUACCACCAGGUAGAAAACCCAAAAAUUCCAUGUCUGUGCUUCCAUUUGUUUUUGUUGGUGAUGAAGCAUUUGCCCUUCGUAAAGAUUUUAUGUCACCGUUCAGUCAGGGUGAGUUGACUCAUGAUCGUAGAGUCUUUAACUACAGAGUGUCAAGAGCCCAUCAUGUAGUUGAAAAUGUGUUUGGCAUUAUGUCUUCUCGAUUCAAAAUUUUCACUAAACCGAUUAAUUUGAAUUUAGAAAACAUAGAUGUAGUUGUUUUGGCCUGUUGCAUUUUGCAUAAUUAUUUGCAAAGAUCAGUUGGUGAUUUAUAUGCUUUAAUUGACCAAUGUGACAAUGUUGCUGGCACUGUGCCAAGUACAGAUGAAUCUACUGUCUUUGAUCUGGAAAGAAGACACAACAGGCAGUGUAGUAAACAGGCUGAGGAAGUGCGAGAAAUGUUCAUGCAAUAUUUCACCAGGGAUGGUGCAAUGUCAUGUCAGGAGCGUAUGAUAUAUCAAGAUUGAUGAUUCACUUUGUGACUUUGUAAUCUCCAUCAUCAUUAAUGUUUUAUAGCAAUUACCUGAUGGUAACUCUCCAUGCUACACAGUCUCUUGCAGCCUUUUGUCAGGUUCUUAACUGUCAUUUUAACAGCCUCUCCUCAUCUCAUUCUUGACCUACCACUGAUCCCCCCACAUUUAGGCUCAUGCAUUUUUGCCAAAUUGGUCACAUUCUUUUUCUCCACAUGCCCAAAUCAUCUCGGCUUAAUUAUGCAAAAAAUCACCAAAAUAGUAAAGUAGUGUACAGUACUCUCAAUACUCAACUGCCCUAAUAGCUAUGAACAGCAUUUCUUUUCUUGCACAUUCACCUCACCAUUCUCAUUUGAGCUCACUCAAGCAUAUGUAUAUCAUCCUCUUGACAUCUCUCAUGGUCUUUCUAUGCAGGUUGCAUCGCCAAGUGUUCCCUGACCCCUCCCGCUCAGCCAUAUCUCUCACUGAGAGCACCCCUUCUAUAAGCAGAAAUGCUGGAAUAGUGGACCAGACCUAUCAACCACCCAAGUUCUUCCCUCUAGCCUCGUGGGCUGGCAGAUGCAUUUCUAAGGGUGCAUUUUAGGUCUGGAUCACUCUACCCAAUGUUUUUAAAAUAGAAAAAUCUUUCCUGUUAACAACACAACCAGGGGCAGAUUAAGUGUACUUGGGGCCUGAGGCUAAUUCUGUUUGGGGCCCUUUUCAAAAAUUUAUGCAUUUUUUUAACACUAUACACAGGCUUGGUUAUCAUAAUACUUGUAGUACUGUAUAUGGAAUUUGGUAAAGAAUAUAAACAAAACAUAAAAUUACUUUACCACUGUAUUUUUAAUUUGCUAAAAGUGAAUAAAACUAGUUGGAAUAUAAUGUUAGAGGCAAAUAAAACAUAACAAAAAUUAAAGAGAUUUCCAUUUC